Molecule: messenger RNA, 3482 nt
Organism: Carcharodon carcharias (great white shark)
Lineage: Eukaryota; Metazoa; Chordata; Chondrichthyes; Lamniformes; Lamnidae
Gene: frs2a
Product: fibroblast growth factor receptor substrate 2a
Exons: 8
Coding region: 304-1836 (510 amino acids)
Biological process (GO): cell surface receptor protein tyrosine kinase signaling pathway
Cellular component (GO): cell-cell junction; cytoplasm
Source: RefSeq, a predicted model, not a curated record
CGAGAAGCAGCGCCGCGGGUUCGGAUCCUGAUCCCGGACUGUCAGCGAUCGCCGGACUGGCCGGAGCCGAACCAGGAAUGUGCAGUGGAUCAAUUUUAUGCCGUGCCCAUGAGUCCAAACAGCUGUAGCAGUGCUUCAUCCUCCAGUCUAUGAACUUCAAUUUCAGGGUGAAAAUAUAAAAUGGCUGUUCAACGAUUACACCGAACUUCUGAAAUAUGAUUGGAUUCAUGACACUAAGAGAGAGACUGGGAGCAUUAACUCUAAUGGCCAAGUCUGGAGAUCAGGCGGUCGUUUGAAGAAGUCAUGGGUAGCUGUUGUAGCUGUCCAGAUAAAGACACUGUCCCAGAUGACCAUCAAGCAAAAUUUAAGGUGAUUAAUGUGGAUGAUGAUGGUAAUGAGCUGGGUUCUGGUAUAAUGGAACUUACAGACACGGAAUUGAUUUUACAUACGCGGAAGAGAGAUCCUGUGAAAUGGCCCUACCUCUGCCUGCGCCGUUAUGGCUAUGAUUCUAAUCUCUUCUCUUUUGAAAGUGGCCGGAGAUGUCAAACUGGGCAAGGAAUUUUUGCUUUCAAAUGUGCACGAGCAGAAGAGAUUUUCAACUUGCUGCAGGAUAUCAUGCAGUCUAACAGUAUAAGUGUAGUGGAAGAGCCAGUUGUAGAAAGAAACGAACAACAAAAUGAAUUAGAUAUUCCAAGAACUCCAAGGACACCUACCACUCCAGGUUUUGUGCAACCAAGUUUACCAAAUGGAUAUCCUCGGUAUCCAUCAUUUGGAGAUGGCUCCUCUCAUCCUUCAACACGACAUCCAUCUGUAGGCAGUGCACGCCUGCCCUCAGUAGAUGAAGAGUCAACACACCCUCUGAUUGUUUCAGAGGAACAAGUUCACACAUAUGUCAAUACCUCUGGUGUACAUGAAGAACUGAAAAGCAGAUCCACUGUGCAAACAUCAUUGGAACUCCGACCCUUAAAUGGUGAUGUCAACAGAGAAUUAGGAGAUCAUUGCUGUUCAAUCGAAGAGAGAAACCCCCAAGUUGUCUUUGAACCCGAAGGGGUUAAGUUUGUUUUGGGACCAACUCCUGUGCAAAUGCAGCUCAUGGAAAAGGAGAGACAGGAAGCUCUUGGAAGUGAGCAGACAAGUGCUGGCAGUGGCACUAAUUGUACUGAUUGGGACACUGGUUAUGACAGUGAUGAGCGCAAGGAAGCACCCUCUACUAACAAACUAGUGUAUGAAAACCUUAAUGGCCUGUCAAUCCCCAAUGCCUCCGGAGGCAGGCGGAGUAGACUAACAUCAAAUAAUAGUACCGAUGCUCAGAAUAUCAACAAUUCUGCUCAGAGGAGGACUGCACUCUUGAAUUAUGAAAACUUGCCUUCUUUGCCUCCAGUGUGGGAAGUACGCAAACUAAGCAGAGAUGAAGAAGAUAGUUUGGGACCAAAGACGCCUUCUCAGAAUGGUUAUCACACUAAUCUUGAUCAAAUGCACAACUAUGUCAAUACAGAGAAUGUAACUGUUCAGCCUAACUUACACAAGGUUGAUUUUUUACGACAACUGGAUUGUUCCCCAAGCGUUUUUAAUUUUGAUAUAAGGCGACCAAGUCUUGAACAUAGGCAGCUGAACUACAUCCAAGUUGACUUGGAAGGUGGUAGUGAUUCAGACAACCCACAGACUCCAAAAACACCCACUACUCCACUUCCACAAACUCCAACCAGGCGAACAGAAUUAUAUGCUAUGAUAGACAUAGAAAAGACUGCUGCUAUGUCAAACUUACAGAAAGCACUGCCAAGAGAUGAUGGAACAGCAAGAAAAACAAGACAUAACAGUACUGACCUUCCAAUGUGAGCCUAGGAGGCACUAUUUUGUUUAGUUGCACCUUUGUUAAAUAAAGAGACAGGGACUAAGUUCUCUCUUCUAAAAUCUAACAAGUUAAUAGACUGAAUUAAGGAAAAGUUAUAGGAAUAUUGUAUUUUGAGCCUUACAUGCUAUGCCAGUUUAAAGGGAAUUCAUGUAGAGCAGGAACUCCAUAAGAGCACCCUUUUUUACUUUAUCAUUCUGCAGUUUAAACUUAGGUUAUAGAACAUGAUCACUUUUACAAUGUUAAUUCCAUUUAACUGAAUUGGAAUUAAACGCCGCUUCCCUAAACAUUGACAUUGAUGCAGAUAUCUAAGUCUACUUUUAUGAUGGCUUUUCCAGCAAUUCUUACAGAAUUUUUAUGGUAUGUGUAUUCUUUGCAGGCAAAUGACAUACCUAACUAAAUUUAAUUUCUGCAGUUUCUACUGUGAUGUAUGUGUGUGUGUGUUUGUUUGUUUGUUUGUUUGUUUCAUUAGUCUUAACUGAUUCUGGGCUUACAACUUGUAUUUGUAUUGAGAUUUUGCUAACCAAAAUCCAAGUAUGAAUGUGCAUUAAUCACUUUCACCAGGCAAUAGUGUAACAUGACUGAGGAUAUAAUGCAGCAUGUCCCUUAAUUUCAAAGGAAUUUGCUGGAGGACAUUAAAACACCAUGUUUGUGCCUUGUAGUCAUUAUGUUCAAAGUACUUUGCUGUCAGUGCUGCUCCUUUUGCUAGUUUACUUUGUUCUACCAGUUUCAUUCAGGUCUAAUUUGUUGAAUCUAAUCACAUUCUGAAAAUAAAAUUGCAGUUUCCUCUGACUGUAAAUUAGAGUACUUUUCACAUGAUUAGCAACUGGUCAUAUUAAACCUUCAGUCAGUGACACAGUGCCAUUUAAUAAUUGUAAAAAAAAACACACGCUACAGUUAUCAAUUCCUAGACUAUAAAAUACACUAAAAGAUGGAACUUGCAUCUAAUGUUUCUUGACUAUUUUUGUAUUGUACAAUACUGUAAAAUUUUCUAACGUGUUAUAAAGUGUUAGUCUCUUUCUGCAUAAAUAUAGUGAUUGUAUAAAAGUAGUAAAAUAGUUCUAAAAUUAUUUUUUACAUAGGGCACAAAAAUAGUACAAGCUCAGAGUGGCGCACAUCCUUGCUUAAUUUUGUUGUAAAUUUUUUUAUAUAUAUUUUACCCAUUUUUGGUGUUUUGAGUUGCAAACAUUCCAUGUUUUUCUUGCAUUGCUCUUUGUCAUAACCGAGUUUAGGAUAUACUCCAAGCAAAAAUUAGUUAGACGUUGCCAUGUUUUAUUGUUUGAAUUUCAGGUACUGAUGUUUGCCAAAAUUGCUGGUUUUGAGGAAUGCCCAUAUGUUUUGUGCCUGAGGUUGUCAAAUGUCAAAAGUGCCAAUAUUGUAAUAUUUUUUGUAGCAUGAGAAUGAUGAUUUUACAAACAUUUAUCAUUGCUACAGUCACCUGGUUUACAAGAGUCCUCUAGUUUUGAAGUAAAACCAAAUUUUUUAAAUAAAUCAUUGUUUAUGUAUUUGGCAGCUGCCCAGAAAUUCAGCGUUUAACAGCUCUUGAAGUUCACUGUGGAAUAAGCUGCAUCACAAGAAGUGAGCAAUGUACUUAGUGUAUGAUUAAUAAACUUUUUUUUUUGCUGAAUAACAA